GUAGCAAGGAGUAAGAAAGUCUCUGCAGAAUCAUACAUCAGCAUUAAGCACAAGCAGCAGCAGCAGCGUCAUCAUCAUCAAUCAUCAUAUCAGCAUCAUACCCAUUGAAGUAGUCAUCUCCGUCAUCGUCAUCAGCAUCGUUAUCAAAAUCAUAAUUAUCAACGGAAUGCUGUUGGACAUAACUUGGCUACCGACUGCCUGCGGCUCUUUGGCUCCAGCUUUGAUACCACCAGCACAUAUUGUCAUCCUUUGGUAUUUCUGGGAGAAUUAUGCUCGCUAUGUGGAUAGACGAUUCUGCACAUGCUCCUGCUGGGACACUGUAUUCAAGGGACCCUACGAAUCGGGUGUGGCCUCGUAUAAGCAUAUGUAUUUCAAUGCCACUCCCAAUAGCUUCAAAAUGUGGAUGCUAACGGUGUUUGCAGUGAUAGCGCUCUAUGAGUGCAUCAAGAGAUUGAUGGCGUUGAUACUCCAGCAGCGUAUAAGAUAUUCCAUGCUGUUGCUCUUCCUGUUGUCCAUAUUCUCGCACUAUUAUGCCUGGUGGGCGUAUAUCAACUAUUACAACGAUGACUACUAUACUCAAUGGAAUCAUCAGCUCUUCUUUACAAUAACCGAAUUGAUCUCAACGGUGUUAGUUAUGCAUCUAGCAUCGACAACAAAUGUGGUUACACCAAAGAAAGUCUUUUGCAUAGUCGGCAUCGCCCUGCUGCAUAUAUUGGCCAGCAGUUUUGAUCAGUUCUUCAUGAAUGUGGUGCGCGGCGAGGGCUAUGCCCAUCAGAUAGUACGUGAUAUUGGAUUCAUGGUGCCCGACCUGCUGCAAUUGCUUGUCCCAGUGUGGCUGUUGCGCCAGACCCGGCGGGAAGGCUACUCGACGCGUCCCUUCCAUCGAGAUCGAAAACUGCAUCGCGAUAUUGUGGCCAUGUUGUGCCUGGUAUCGUUGCUCUUUGUCCUGUGUACCGUUUUGUGAGAGCGACUCAUGCUGGAUGCCUACGAAGAGGCGAAUGGCAGAAAACUGGAACCCGUUCAGGAUGCGGCAGUGCGACUCUUGAAUCGAUAUCGUAUGCUGGCCGCCAGUGGCAAUGUGCACAACUAGAAGCAAUACACCACGCGAAUGGUAUGUGAUGAUGUGAGAUGAGAGAGAAAUUAUCGACAUGGACAAUAUGCUAGUGAGUGUGUGUAUUUUUUUUUUUUUUGUUUUUUUUUGAGGGGGCCAUCCAUUGAGGUGCCCAUUCCUGUAGUAUUUUUGAGUAUUUUCCUUUUACCAUUUAACAUUUGUGAUAGUUACUUGUCAUUUUUUGUUUUGUUUUAAACUAUUGCUUAUACCGGUUUUUGUUUCGUCAUGAAAGAAAAUCAUAUCCAAUAAGCAUUAUAACAUACAUAUAGAGAACACAUACAUAUACAUACAUAUAGAGAUAUAUAACAAAACUAAUCAAACGAUUGAGAAGAAGGUGAAGAAGAAAACCACUGUUAUCUUCCAUUUAGAAACGUUGAACAAUAGGUAUUAUAGUGAGACAUAUCCCCCACACAUACAUAUUAUAGUAUAU
Drosophila willistoni is the source of this 1541-nucleotide messenger RNA. RefSeq lists its product as uncharacterized. The transcript has 2 exons. The record is from RefSeq and is a predicted model, not a curated record. NCBI's taxonomy places the organism in Eukaryota, Metazoa, Arthropoda, Insecta, Diptera, Drosophilidae.